This is a messenger RNA of Sus scrofa (pig), 2528 nucleotides long. It is a transcript of the gene FZD6, whose product is annotated as frizzled class receptor 6. The record is from RefSeq and is marked provisional. Gene Ontology annotation, biological process: non-canonical Wnt signaling pathway; canonical Wnt signaling pathway. NCBI's taxonomy places the organism in Eukaryota, Metazoa, Chordata, Mammalia, Artiodactyla, Suidae. Gene Ontology annotation, cellular component: plasma membrane. Gene Ontology annotation, molecular function: Wnt-protein binding; Wnt receptor activity.
CUCCUGAGGUGGCUGAAAUCCCCGGACACUCCCCGGUACCGUCUCUGGUCUCGGGGGUUCGGUGGGCUGCACGGGGACGGAAGAGAAGGCUGCUUUCGACCGCAGCUCGAGUCAUUGACCCAGAGCUCAUUUUCAGGAAAAAGAGCUUCCUUCAGAAUGGUAAAAUAAUUAAAUGAGGAAUUUGAACAUUUUAUCUUUGGAUGGAAAUCUGAGAAUGAAAAGAGCAGUUGAUCCAAGCCAUGUGGUAAAAUUAGGAAUUUGAAGAGAAUGGAAAUGUUUACAUUUUUGUGGACAUGUAUUUUUCUGCCCCUCAUAAGAGGGCACAGUCUUUUCACCUGUGAACCAAUUACUGUUCCCAGAUGUAUGAAAAUGGCCUACAACAUGACAUUUUUCCCUAAUUUGAUGGGUCAUUAUGACCAGAGUAUUGCUGCUGUGGAAAUGGAGCCUUUUCUCCCUCUUGCGAAUCUGGAAUGUUCACCAAAUGUUGAAACUUUCCUUUGCAAAGCUUUUGUACCAACCUGCACAGAGCAAAUUGAUGUGGUUCCACCCUGUCGUAAAUUUUGUGAGAAAGUAUAUUCUGAUUGCAAAAAAUUAAUGGAUACUUUUGGGAUCCGAUGGCCUGAGGAACUUGAAUGUAACAGGUUACAAUACUGUGACGAACCUGUUCCUGCAACUUUUGAUCCACACACAGAUUUUCUUAGUCCUCAGAAGAAAAUAGAACCAGUCCAAAGAGACAUUGGAUUUUGGUGUCCAAGGCAUCUUAAGACUUCUGGGGGACAAGGCUAUAAGUUUCUUGGAAUUGACCAGUGUGCACCUCCAUGCCCCAACAUGUAUUUUAAGAAUGAUGAGUUGGAGUUUGCAAAAAGUUUUAUUGGAAUAGUUUCAAUAUUUUGUCUUUGUGCAACUCUGUUCACAUUCCUUACUUUUUUAAUUGAUGUUAGAAGAUUCAGAUACCCAGAGAGACCAAUUAUAUAUUACUCUGUCUGUUAUAGCAUUGUAUCUCUUAUGUACUUUAUUGGAUUCUUGCUGGGCAAUAGUACAGCCUGCAAUAAGGCAGACGAGAAGCUAGAACUUGGUGACACAGUUGUCCUAGGCUCUCAAAAUAAGGCUUGCACCGUUUUGUUUAUGUUUUUGUAUUUUUUCACAAUGGCUGGCACUGUGUGGUGGGUGAUUCUUACCAUUACUUGGUUCUUAGCUGCUGGGAGAAAGUGGAGUUGUGAAGCCAUUGAGCAAAAAGCAGUGUGGUUUCAUGCCGUGGCCUGGGGAAUACCAGGUUUUCUGACCGUUAUGCUUCUUGCUAUGAACAAAGUGGAAGGAGACAAUAUUAGUGGAGUUUGCUUUGUCGGUCUUUAUGACCUGGAUGCUUCUCGCUACUUUGUACUCUUGCCGCUGUGCUUUUGUGUGUUUGUUGGGCUGUCUCUUCUUUUAGCUGGCAUUAUUUCCUUAAAUCAUGUUCGACAAGUUAUACAGCAUGAUGGCCGGAACCAAGAGAAGCUAAAGAAAUUUAUGAUUCGAAUCGGAGUCUUCAGUGGCCUGUAUCUUGUGCCAUUAGUGAUGCUUCUUGGAUGUUAUGUCUAUGAGCAAGUGAACAGGAUCACCUGGGAGAUAACUUGGGUCUCUGACCAUUGUCGUCAGUACCAUAUACCAUGUCCUUAUCAGGCAAAAACAGAAACUCGACCAGAAUUGGCAUUAUUUAUGAUGAAAUAGAUGACUUUAAUUGUUGGCAUCUCUGCUGUCUUCUGGGUCGGAAGCAAAAAGACAUGCACAGAAUGGGCUGGGUUUUUUAAACGAAAUCGCAAGAAAGAUCCAAUCAGUGAAAGCCGAAGAGUACUACAAGAGUCAUGUGAGUUUUUCUUAAAGCACAAUUCUAAAGUUAAACACAAAAAGAAGCACUACAAACCAAGUUCACACAAGCUGAAGGUCAUUUCCAAAUCCAUGGGAACCAGCACAGGAGCGACAGCAAAUCAUGGCACUUCUGCAGUAGCAAUCACUAACCAUGACUACUUAGGACAAGAAACUUUGACAGAAAUACAAACCUCGCCAGAAACAUCAGUGAGGGAAGUGAGAGCGGACAGAGCUAGCCCGCCCAAAGCGAGAGAACAGGACGGUGAGGACCCUGCCUCCUCAGCAGCAUCCAGCUCCAGACUCUGCGGGGAACAGACCGACAGGAAGGGCCGGGCAGGCAAUGUGAAGGAUAAGAGCCGAGUGCCGGCAAGUGCGCGGAGUGAAGGAAGGGUAACUCCAAAGAACGAUGGCACUGAAACCAGCCCGGCACCGAGCAACAGCCUGCAGGCCCCCAGUUCUUCAGAGCCAGGCAGCCUCAAAGGCUCCACAUCACUGCUUGUUCACUCGGCUUCAGGAGUUAGAAAAGAGCAGGGCACUGGCAGUCACUCGGAUACUUGAAAACCUGGUUAUCAUGUUACUGGGAAGUGGAUUCAUGUUACACAGGAGGUGACAGAACUCGGUCUUUUAAGAAUCACUGUUAUAUUCUUCUUUUGCACUUAAAGCUGCAUUGCCUACUGUUACAC